This is a messenger RNA of Suillus fuscotomentosus, 2101 nucleotides long. RefSeq lists its product as uncharacterized. Gene Ontology annotation, molecular function: oxidoreductase activity. The record is from RefSeq and is a predicted model, not a curated record. NCBI's taxonomy places the organism in Eukaryota, Fungi, Basidiomycota, Agaricomycetes, Boletales, Suillaceae. The transcript has 6 exons. The coding region runs from base 441 to 1886 and encodes 481 amino acids.
CACUUGACAUCUCAGAUCUCAGACGUAGUAAAGACUGGUUACGAGUCUAGUUUGGAAUGACAUAUGAUGCUGUAUGAACAUGCCGCAUUACAGGCGCGUCACGACCACGGCAGGCGCAGCAGGACCAGAUCAAUUCCACCUAGUGCAACGCCAGUGCAUGGUCCCGGAUGCUCACAAUGGACAGCCCGAGGCUACUACAUACUUUUGGAAGAGACGCGUCUGCUCGGCUUCAGCUCCAAGGAACAGUUUUGUCACUUUCCGAUACGAUCGGAUCACCGCAGUGCCGUGGAGCAAGGUCAGACGUAAGUACUCUGUGGAUGCUUGUCAGACACACAGUACCGGGGCACUUAGGUUAAUGCAUACAUUGGAUAUAAAAGAUGUUCAAGUUCACAAGGAUGCAUCACCAUAGCUUUUCUGCACUCUUGUAGCCCUGCUCGAAGAUGGCUGCAGCUCAACAAACUUAUCCUGGCAGUGAACUCGAUGCCCUGUUCCCCUCCCCAUCUUCCCCACCGAACGUACUUUCGCCUCCGCGGUAUCCUGGUACUUCCCCAGAAGCAGUCGCAGCUUUGACAUAUGUCUUGAAGGAUAACCAUACGAAGUACCACAUUUUCUCCAACUACCAACGGUUUCAUAACCAUAUCACUCAUCGUGCGCUGGCACUUUAUGCCACGGGCGCGAGUGGAUCUCUGAUCGAACAAUUCUACAAACAGGACAGCACCAACCAGCGCCCAGCCAUCGAGCCUCCUGAGGCUAUCACCGAAGAGAAUUUCAUCGAACAUCUAGGUGACGACAACUUUUACGCCGCAUAUCGAACCUUCUUCAGCAAGGUUGUCAAGGAAAAGGGCCUUAGCACCACCUUAGAGGAAUACAUCUUCUCUAAGAAAUACAACUUUAUAGAGGGACGAGAUGCAUCCACCCAGCCAGUAAUGUUGGCCCGCUUCCUUGGAGCUUUGUUUCAUGCCUUCAUCCAUGUAGGAUAUGGUGCUGAAUUUGGCAUCUCGGGCAUGGUUGUCGAAGGUCUUGCAUUGGCCAGCGUGCAUGAGCACGAGUUCUUGCCGUCGUAUCUUUCCGAGGCUAGCGGCACGACUGCAGUGGAGAGGGCAACAACUCACCUUGCCUCGCUUGUCCUCAACACAGAGAGAUCUAUUACCCCCUUUCAGCUCGAACGACCACAAAAAAAUCAUGCGUUCUCCAUUCUCGCAAAGAUCAUGCAAGAUUCGAAAUUCGCACCGAAGGAAAUCAAGAAACAUUUCAAAGAUUUUGACGGCAUGAUGUCCGAGCAUGGUGAUACUAUAUGGCGCUACGCCGAACAAUGGACGAUCGACCCGUCACAGCCAGGCGAAAUCGAACGUAAGUUAGAAGAAUGUAUUUGGACAAGCACUAUCCUCUACAGUAUCGGCGGAUGGAGCAAAGACAGAGGCUUAACAGCAGACUUUUUCUUCAUGCAUCUCGUCACCUCAAGUCUCUUCCUUCCAUCCCUGUUGCCUUACCUGCCACAAGAUUCGCAAGUUCUUUUGCUUCGUGGAUACUUUGCGUCGACUCUUGGGUGGUGGAUCACACGCGGCUUCCCCAGACUGGAUAUUCAAGGCUGCCUCAGUGCAACUUCGGAUCUUUCGUCAAAGAUCAAGGUCGCCAACCCAUUCCUCCAUAUCGUUCAAUCUGCGAUAACGCACCCAGACAAUCACAUGUUGAAGAUUCAGCGCGCACUUGCGCAUUUCUCUUCACUCUAUGGCGCACGGCCCAAGGGCUCCUUUGGAGGCACGGAAUUGGAGGGUGCAGAAGCGCUGGAUGGAUCGCUCUUCAUUAGGAGCGCGAGAUUGACUGAGGAGUAUAUGAGCCAGGGCACGAGGACCUGGAGCCAAGAAGGGUUUCCUGCAAGGGCUUAGGGCAGAGCGAGGCUUUGAGAUAUAUCUACUAUGAGCACCACUUACUAUUCGAUGCAGUUCGAUUCUACUUUCAAAAAAAAAAUUAUCGAAUAUGUUGAAGUGUAUUGAUCACAGAUCGACCAAGGGACGGCACUGUCUAUUUACAGAGACAUGGAUCUCAAAGGGCUGACUCUCAAAUGAAAAGAGGCCCAUCUUCGAUUGGAGGGCUGAGAGGA